Molecule: messenger RNA, 3809 nt
Organism: Xyrauchen texanus (razorback sucker)
Lineage: Eukaryota; Metazoa; Chordata; Actinopteri; Cypriniformes; Catostomidae
Product: Golgi resident protein GCP60-like
Exons: 8
Coding region: 212-1702 (496 amino acids)
Cellular component (GO): Golgi membrane
Molecular function (GO): fatty-acyl-CoA binding
Source: RefSeq, a predicted model, not a curated record
CUUUGACAUCAAACCAAACCCGAGGUUCGUCGUAGAGUAUCACGCGUUAUCCCAGCGCGUUUUCAGACUCCGUGAAAGAUGAGUGCAAUGUAAAUGAGUUGAAAAUAAUACAAAUAUCACGGGAUUUCCGGUGGGAAUACACGGAAGAGAGGUGUUUUAUGCGCUACGUGGCCACUUGUGACAGCAGCAGCGGCGGCGGCAGGUUGUCGUGAUGGCUGCUGAAGUACAGCAGGAGUCUGACACAGCACUCAAUGCCAGCGACAGCACCGAGGAAACCUGCGAGAACGGCACUAAGACCGACAUACAUCCGCCCAACACCAAUGAAGACCAUAAAUCAUGUGAGAAUGAUGAAGAACACCAGAAGUCUUUGCGAAUGGAGAGAAACUGGGGUUUCACUUUAGAGGAGCUCUUCAGACUUGCGCUGAAAUUUUUUAAAGAGAUGAACGGGAAGGCCUUCAAUCCAACAUAUGAAGAAAACCUCUGCUUGGUUGCACUGUAUAAGCAAAUCACUUUUGGCCCUUAUAACCCAAAAGAAUGUCCAGAAAUUGGGUUCUUUGAUGUACUGGGAAAUGAUAGAAGGAAAGAAUGGUUACGACUGGGCAGCAUGGAUAAAGAGGUCGCUAUGGAGGACUUUGUGAAGUUGCUGAACUCCUGUUGUUGUCUGUUUGCUCCAUAUGUCACAUCACACAAGAUUGAGAAGGAGGAGCAAGAGAGGAGACAGAGAGAAGAGGAGGAACGUCUCAGGCUGGAGCGAGAAGAGCAAGAGCAACGGCGGUUGGAAGAGGAAGCACGUCGGAAAGAGGAAGAGGAGAGGAGGAAAAGGGAGGAAGAACAGAUGAGAAAAGAAGAGACAAAGAGGUCACAGAUAGAGCAGCAGAAACAGCAGAUCAUGGCUGCUCUGAAUGCACAAACUGCAACACAGUUUCAACAGUAUGUCAAACAGCAGUAUCCAGACAAUCCAGAGCAACAACAAAUACUCAUUAAACAGUUACAGGAACAGCACUACCAACAAUAUGUCCAGCAGGCCCUCCGCUUGCAGCAGCAGAAGCAGCUAGAGGACUCAGAUGUGACCCAAACACUAGAGGCACCAACUCCUUCCUCAAAUGAUGCAAUGUCCACAUGCAAUCCCAGCAGCCAAUCACAUCCAUUGGAGAAUCAGGAACAGCAGGCAGACUCUAAAGACUUCCAUUUGUUUGUAGAAGGAAAAGCAGGAGAGACACUUAUUAUUGCUCCGUCUAUGUGGACACGGCCUCAGAUAAAGGAAUUUAAGGAAAAGGUGUUGCAUGAUGAGGAGUCUGUGAUCACAGUGGGCCGAGGGGAGGUGUUGACAUUAAGGGUGCCCACUCAUGAGGAUGGCUCACAACUUUUCUGGGAAUUCGCCACCGAUCACUAUGACAUUGGUUUCGGGCUGUACUUUGAGUGGAAGGACUUGACCAUGUCACCAAGCAACAAUAAUGAAGGGACACCUGCUACUGAAACUAAAGAAGGGACACCACAGGCUGAAGGAGAGAAAGGGGUGGAGGAAAACAGACUUCCACUGAUAAAUGAGGUGGUUCCUGUUUGCCGUCGGGACAGCCAUGAUGAAGUCUAUGCUGGCAGUCACCAAUAUCCUGGCCAGGGAGUUUACCUUCUUAAAUUUGACAAUUCCUACUCCCUCUGGAGGCCAAAAGUUGUCUACUACAGAGUUUAUUACACCAGAUAAACAUCAAUAUCAUGUCUCAUAUGUCCAGGCGUUGAAUUCACACCCAAUCUGCCUUUGAGUAUGUGGAGUUUUUAAUUUAGGUGACAAUAAUAGAAAUAAAUACUUCAACAGAAAUACAACCUGCUCAAUGAGAGUAGCAUAUAUGUUAAAACCUGUUGAGGUGCAUUCCUUGUCUUGAAGUUGAUUAACAGUUGAAAAGCUCAUAUAAAUGUGUGCACAGGCCUUGUACCAAGAUGUCAGUUCAUAACAUCUUUGUUUUGGCUUUCUAAUAAGGGUCAUAGUAGAAUAUUCAGUAUAUUCUUUUGUCUGAAGUAGAAUGCAUUGUGUGUACGAAACUAUGCAUAUUCUGAUGUUGUUGAAGUUAAUCACAAUUUGCACACUACAGUACUGUUGAAUAUAUUGUGUAUAUCUGUAGAAAUUGAGUUAUAAAGGCUCUAACACACAUUAGACUUAACAGGAUAUUUUUUUCUUAAAUAAAUUUAAAAAGUAAUUUCUUCAAGAAUUAAAAGUGGCAGCUAAUCUUUAGCUAGGUGUAACCAUGUGACAUGGUAAUGGAUCUUUUGUUUUUUUUAAUUGGCCUUUUAUUUUUGGUAUAAAUGUUUUCAAUGUUCCAUUGAUAUCUGAAAGUGUUGACUGUUUUGUAGAUCCCAUAAUGCAAUCUAAAUUUUUAACAUUUUUAACAUUUAUUGUAUUUGAUGCUAAAUAAAUGCUUUUAUAGAUACGUAUGUGUGCAGGUAAAACACACAAUGAAAUUAAUGCAAAGUAUGUUUAAAAGUUCAUAAUAUAUAUUAUGUAUGAUUGUCCUAUUGAUUCUAAGACGAUGGGCAUACACAGGCACAGAUUGUUUUUAUAUCAAAUUAAUUCUUACUAUAAUUAAAAUAAGGCAAUCAUACCAACUGAGUUUUCUUUUUCUUUUCAAAUGGAAAAAUAGGUAGAAUGGACUUAAUAAUUACCAUCCAUUAAGUAGUUUAAUUUUACUAGUAUUGUCAUGUGCAUCUUUUGUUUCGUGUAAUAGCAGCAUUUAUAGCACUGCGUAAAGCAGACAGCAGCCUUAUCUUGUCUUCUUCCAUAUCUGUAGCACAAAUCCAUUGGCACUUUGGGCUCUUCAGCUGAAAAGCAGUCCGAACAUCUGAAGAGAUUAAAAUGAGGUUAAAAAAAAUCUAAAAUAUGUAAAUUACUUAAUCAUCUUAAUAUUGCUAAUGUAAAAAAACUACUGAUUUGAGAGAUCUGUACAUUGUGUUAUAUGUAAUGAUGACACACACUUUGUAUCUGUGAUUUCUAUAAGAUUUAGACAAUGCAGAGCAACAGAAUCCAAAAGGUGUGAGCAGUGUUCUCUGCCAGACAAAAUAGUACAUUUGACACACUCCUCUCCAUCAGUACAAGAGCAUCGUUUAACAGAAACAGUCCCAGGUCACUCGCAUGCUCAUACAUCCUGAAAAAAAGAAUGAGAAUGAAAAUAUGGUAGUACAUGCGCUUGGAUUAAUAAACGUGCUUCCUUAAUAGAAAGAUUAUUAUAUUUCUUGUAGACUUUGACAUAUUGAGUUUGAUUUACUACAUAACAGAAAAUGGUCAGCUUGACGCAAACAAAGAAACACUUUGUUUCUCUGUUAUUUGAUCGGAGGUCAACAGCAGUACCUGAGAGAGGCAGCAAUGUCUCCAUUUAGGCAAUGUCACUUCCUAUUUGGUGAUCAAGUAUCUGCUAAGUUCAGUACAAACAUAGUGUUAUACUUUACUAUAUAUACACACAAUACAGGUAAUUCUCAUCAAAAAAAUGUCCAGUUCAUGUUUCACCUCAAAGAGAUCCGAUUUUGAGCCUAAGCACCGUUAAAAUGUUUUUGCAUAGUUUGUUUUGACAUUUUCCUUUUGAGUUUUUUUUUUUUCUAGUUCUGGUGAUUCUCAUUAAAUUUCUCAUUACUUUAACUGUAUUUUUACGAAUUCAUUGACAUAAAAAUAAAAUUGCAAUGCAAAUCUCAAUGGUCUUAAAAAUGCUUCAUUGUUUUAAAGAACAAUUUCCUAUUAUAUUUUGAGCUGGACAUGUUUCGUGUGAUGAACCCAUAUAUACUAACAUCUGCAUAUGUUGAAUGUAAAUGCAUAAUAUUCCAACAAA